GCUGGCACACCAGUCACUUUCUAGUUGUUCCGCGAAGAAUUCAAGAAAAAUGAAGAGUAUCGUCGCAUUCGUCGCAGCCUUAGCGCUUGUGUGCGAGGCCAAAGUUGCACCAGCCACCAGCGCUAAUACUCCAGCAUCUCCAGAGCUUCAAUUAAGCGAUUUGAUCAGCCAAGCUCAAACGAGCAUCAACAAUCUGGGCAAACAAAUUCAGGAACAGUUGAACCUACCCGAUCAAGAGACCAUCGUUAAAACCGUGAAGGAGCAAAGCAGCCAAUUCGUAACCAAUAUCCAACAGUAUAUGACGAACGUCACUGCAGAGGUGAAAGAGAGGAGCCCCGAGUUGGAAAAUAUGUGGAACGACUUCAAGACCAAGCUGAGCAAGGCCGUGGAUGAUAUCAGCAGCGGAAUCCCGAACGCUCAGCAACAGGUUGCCGAUUUACAGGCCAAGUUUCAGCAAGGAGUUCAAGUGAUGCUCAAGGAAUCGGACAAGGCCGCGAAAUCUUUGAGCCAACACUCUGAAAAGAUGCAGGAGGACCUUGCCAAGUUCACCAAACAGGCGGUCGAUCUCGCAGUCCAGGCAACGCAGAACCUGAACAACAAUCUUCAGCAAGUCGCGGCUCAGCACAACUAAACGAAUUCGUCCGUGAAUUCCUCGUACUCGGAGGAUCACCGAUCGCGUUCUGAACAAGUAUUCUUUUCCGAAUUCUAUGAAGACGUUUCACGAUUUUGUUAUCGGAUUCUGUAUUAUAUUUAUCAGUUAAAUGAAUAUUAAACAUAAUUGAUCCGAA
This is a messenger RNA of Hylaeus anthracinus, 788 nucleotides long. RefSeq lists its product as uncharacterized. NCBI's taxonomy places the organism in Eukaryota, Metazoa, Arthropoda, Insecta, Hymenoptera, Colletidae. Gene Ontology annotation, cellular component: extracellular region. The transcript is spliced from 2 exons. Gene Ontology annotation, molecular function: lipid binding. Bases 50 to 631 code for a protein of 193 amino acids. The record is from RefSeq and is a predicted model, not a curated record. Gene Ontology annotation, biological process: lipid transport.